AUGUCACCAGGGGAAGGGUGGAAGCAGGCCCCAGCAGGGCAAGUGGGCUGCAGGAGGGAGGAGGUGCAGGAACUGGCUGCGGGUAGCCCGAGGGACUCCAGAAAGCGCGUGGCCCCGCGGCGCCAGCGGCAGCUCGCGCCCUGGGGCCCUGACACACAGACGCCUGCGCGGGAGGCCGACUGGGGGCGCCGUCGCGAGAGGAGCACCGCGGCGCAGAAGCGGCUACUCCCGAUGGAGCGUCAGUGCAGGACGCGGGCCCGCAGGCCGGGCCCUCAGGGCCGCAGAGUCUCUGCCGUUGUGCUGCUGCUGCUGCUGGUGCUGCUGCUGCUGAGGCCCGCUGGCCGCCUGGCGGACCAGACUCCCGGGACACCCUCCAAGCCUGCUCCGGCCGACCCUGGCGUCCCCUGUGCACCCACUGCCACCUGCCCCUCAGGCGGGCCUCGCCUUCCUCGCCAGGCCCCCACCGUCCCGUCGCCGCCCUUGACCCUCCAGACCAGCCCUGUUUCUAAAGAAGGCAUCAGCUUAUUUCCCACCUGCGGCUCCUCCUUCGAGGAAGACCCCACCCUCAGGGACCCAGAGGCCAUGGCUCGACGGUGGCCGUGGAUGGUCAGUGUGCGGGCCAAUGGCACACAUAUCUGUGCAGGCACCCUCAUUGCCUCCCAGUGGGUGCUGACCGUGGCCCACUGCCUGAUCCGGAAUGAUUUUAUCUAUUCAGUGCGGGCAGGGAGCCCAAGGAUUGACCAGAUAUCUCAGACUACCGCCGACGUUCCGGCACUCCAGGUCAUCGUGAACGAGAGGUACCAGUCUCAUCGGUACUGGUCCUGGGUGGGCCAGGCCAACAACAUUGCCCUUGUCAAGCUUGCAUGGGCACUCAAGUACAACGCGUACGUCUGGCCCAUCUGCCUGCCUAACUUGGACUUCCAGGUGAAGGAUCACUCUGUCUGCACUGUGACAGGCUGGGGACUCCCCAGGGUUGAUGGCAUGUGGCCCCAGUUCCGGACCAUUCAGGAGAAGGAGGUCACCAUCCUGAGCAACAAAAAAUGCAACCAGUUCUACCACAAGUUUUCCAAAGUCCCCUCUAUGGUCCAGAUCGUGGACUCCCAGAUGGUUUGUGCCGAGGACUCCGACAGGGAACACUUCUGCUAUGAGAUAAGCGGUGAGCCCCUGGUCUGUCCUGUGGACACCACGUGGUACCUGGUGGGACUGGUGAGCUGGGGCCCAGGUUGUGAAAAGAGCAAGGCCCCGCCCAUCUACCUACAGGUCACCUCCUACCGUCACUGGAUCUGGGAACGCGUCAAUGGGCAGGCCCUGCCAGCCCCGUCCAGGGCCCUGCUCCUGGUGGUAGCGCUGCCCCUCAGCCUCCUCGUUGCCCUCUGACACCCUCGUGCCGUCCCUGGGGGGGGGGGGGUGCCGUCCUCCCCCUCUGAGCCCAGAAUGCUGCAGGUGUAGCUCUCCCAGCCCCGCAAAGUGGGGCAGAGAUGAGGUGCUCAAUUAAACACUUUUCUUCCACAA
This is a messenger RNA of Felis catus (domestic cat), 1512 nucleotides long. It is a transcript of the gene PRSS50, whose product is annotated as serine protease 50. The coding region runs from base 1 to 1377 and encodes 458 amino acids. NCBI's taxonomy places the organism in Eukaryota, Metazoa, Chordata, Mammalia, Carnivora, Felidae. Gene Ontology annotation, molecular function: serine-type endopeptidase activity; threonine-type endopeptidase activity. The transcript has 7 exons. Gene Ontology annotation, cellular component: endoplasmic reticulum. The record is from RefSeq and is a predicted model, not a curated record. Gene Ontology annotation, biological process: proteolysis.